Messenger RNA from Balearica regulorum gibbericeps (East African grey crowned-crane), 807 nucleotides. NCBI's taxonomy places the organism in Eukaryota, Metazoa, Chordata, Aves, Gruiformes, Gruidae. The record is from RefSeq and is a predicted model, not a curated record.
AUGGCAGCCCCAAAGGAAAAUAGCUUCUUCCCUCCCAAUCUCUACUAUAUCCCUGGCUACCGGGGCUUCGUCCCUCAGUACAACUAUCAGUUUGGAGAGACUUUUGGCAAAACCACGUACCGCCUGCUGACGGAUCCCGCUGUUACGAAGAGCCCUCGCCCUUUGCUGGCGCCGCUGCGCAAGCAGAAGUUCAUCGAGGACUUCAGCGGGACGAAGCACGGUGUGCAGGGUUAUCUCCCGGGGCGUCCAGGGUACUUUCCCUAUGAGAAAGCCAGGGCUGCAACAAGCUUUCCUGAACCAGUCCUUCGGCCAAAACCCCCUCAGCCAGGGCCAGCAGAGGAAGAGCUGAUGAUGAUGCGCAUGGACCCCGUGCCCCAGCACCACCCCAGCGAGUACAUCCCGAGGACACCACUGCCACGAGUGGCUGAAACCGCGGAUGUGGAGCAAGAUUAUCGGUUACCAAAACUGGCUGUACCAAACGCGAUCCAACAGAAAGUCAUUUCAGGGUACACUGGAUUUGUCCCCCACCUCACCUGGAUUAAUGGCGUGAAUUACGUCCAAGCUGUGAAGGAAGCCAUGAACGAAUUUGAUCGACAUCAGUUGUUGCAGAGAAAUCCAGCUUGCAGCUUUGGCAAGAGAUUUCCCCAAACACACUGGCCUAACAACAGGAUUUACACCAGUGCUGGACUGAUACCUUUCUACACGGGCUUUGUACCAGAACUCCGACACACCUAUGCACUUACUUUUGGAAACGGCACCCGAAAAGCUUACCAAAAGGAACAAAGGAGACAAGCUUGUGCACUGUGA